GAGGGAUGAAGGCGGAGAGAUUAUACCUUCCUUGUAAGCGCCAGCCUAUUGCCUGUCAGGCUUCCCGAUUAAGUGAUACCUUUCUCCUGCCAUUACCGAACCAUCCAUCGCCCUCCUUUCUUUCCCGUCUCUCCCUCUCUCCUAAUGCCCAUCGCCAUCAGCAAUUCAGCGUAAUGCCGCUGCCGUUGCUGUGCCCAGAGCCAUCUCCCAGCACGCCCGGUGGUGAGUGGUAGGCGGCCGAAGGUCGAAUUCCGAGGGUGGGGGCGUCGCGUCCGACCAAGAAGAGGAGAUUGAUCGAGGCAUGAAGGACCUGGUGUCGUGCUUCAGCGAGCACGCCGUGCGGAUCUCCGACGUCGCCUGCUCCGGCGGCGCCAAUGCGGCAGACGCUGCCGGCGCCGUAGGAGGAGGAGGGAGGGGCGCGGCGGUGAGCGCGGUGACGAGCGUGUACCGGUCGCAGCUCUCGGCGUCCGGGAAGGACCUGCUCAUCGACGUGACGUGGUCGCGGGCGUCCGACGGGCCGGCGCUCUCCGUCACCGUCCACGAGGUCACCGCCGCCUCGUGCCACCGCGCCGGCGCCGCGCCGCGGCACCUGCACAAGAAGAAGGGGAGCGGCACGUUCACGGCGGGCAGCUGUGUGGUGGGCGUGUUCUGGGACUACACCGCGGCACGGUACGGCGGCGCCAGACCCGAGCCCGUCUCCGGGUUCUACGUCGCCGUCGUCGCCGACGCCGAGUUCGUCCUCCUGCUGGGUGACAUGAGCAAGGGUUACAUCGAGCGGCUGCACAGCGGGGUACCGAUCUCCGGGUCCCGGAUGGCGCGGCGGCGGGAGCGGUUCGUCGGGUGCGGGUGCUGGUCCACGAGAGCGCGGUUCUCGGAUUCCGGCGCGGAGCACGAGAUCGGCGUCGGGCUGGACGGCGGCGACGCGGAGGCGUGGGUCAGCGUGGACGGCAGGAAGGUGGUGCAGCUCCGGCGGCUGCGGUGGAACUUCCGCGGCAGCCACACGCUCUUCCUCGACGGCGGCGCGCCGGUGGACAUGACGUGGGACCUGCACGGCUGGCUCUUCCACGCGGGUGGCGAGCUGCCCCAUGCGUCUUCCUCCUGCGCCGUAUUCACGUUCCAGGCGCGCGGCGCGUCUGAGACGAGGCUGUGGACGGACGACGACGAUGACUACGCUGACAGCGAUGACCACGAGAAGCCGCCGGCGCCGGCGCAGGCGAGCGGCCGGCGGCAGAAGACUGGAGAUGGAGGUGCGUCGGGGCAGGGGUUCUGCCUGCUCAUCCAAGGCUUCAGGGGCUUUUCCAAGAGCACUUAACCUGUACAUGACGUUAGAGAUUUUCUACUACCAUUCUUGCCGCUUCUUCUUCCUCUCUCUUGCUUGGUGCGCAUGGAAUUGAUUAGGAUCAAUAUGCUGCUGCUGCUGCUUUUUGAUUAAUCUGAUGCACCAACGACAGGGGUGUGAUUGUGAAUGGUAGGGAUAGGAGUCUAGGACCAGAGGUUGACAUACAGACAGAGAUGCUUUCGUUUCAGUUUGCUGCGUCGCUGUGCUGAUUUCAUACAUGACUGUAACAGUGUUCUAGUUUGUCAGAAAUACACCAAAGGUUGCAUCUUUUUCGUUU
Phragmites australis (common reed) is the source of this 1616-nucleotide messenger RNA. RefSeq lists its product as uncharacterized. Lineage: Eukaryota; Viridiplantae; Streptophyta; Magnoliopsida; Poales; Poaceae. Bases 302 to 1312 code for a protein of 336 amino acids. The record is from RefSeq and is a predicted model, not a curated record. The transcript has a single exon.